AGUUUUUCAUUUUCUAUUUUUAACUCCACAAAGGAUUCAGUGAAACUGGAUAAGAAGAACCAUAAGGAAAUGACUCCUUUGCUUGAAACCGUCUCCCAAGGUCACCUCGGAAUGAUGCACAAAUUAAUAGACCGAGGUGCAAGCAUAAAUGUUGUUGAUGGUGAAGGUAACACUUGUUUGCACCUUGCUGUUAAAAAUGAUAUGUUUGAUUCCGAGGGCAUAACGAUGGAUAUUUUAAAUGAGUACUGCAAUGAGCUGGACCUGAGAAAGGAAGAAAGGCUCUCUGGCAUUGUGGUUGCUAGAUAUCUAGCCGGCCAGGGAGCCGACUUUUACUAUAAAAAUGACAAGAAUAACACACCAUUGGACCUCAUUAAGAAUUCAAAUUUGAGAGAAAAAUUACAAACAUUUUUACCCCCAGUAUGUUUGCGGUGCAGAAAUAGAAUAGCAACCAUAAAAUACCAUCCAUGCGAACAUCUUUUGAUAUGUAAGCAAUGUUCAAUCGUUCCACUUCAACGAUGUCUGAAGUGUCGGAAACCUGUAACAAGCAAAAGUGAAGUUGAGACUGCAAAGGUUGAAACGAAGGAAGUGCGGACUGUGACAAAGACAGUUGGUGAGUAUGAAAUAGCAACUCUUAAUUGAUUUCUAUACAUUUUACAUUCACCUGAGCUGUUUUGUUUAUUAGAAUGGUGGAGAACAGAUCCCAUUUCUAAUUUCCAUUUGAAAGGUUAGAUGUAAAGUAACUGUAUUAAAAAUAUUACUGAAAGUUUAUAAAAUCAAGGUUAACAUGGUUGGUAAAAUGGAUAAAUUAGAUUCAAUAUUGUCUUUUGGAAGAGGGAACUAAAAUCUAUUUUUGUUGAGGUG
Molecule: messenger RNA, 861 nt
Organism: Octopus sinensis (East Asian common octopus)
Lineage: Eukaryota; Metazoa; Mollusca; Cephalopoda; Octopoda; Octopodidae
Product: E3 ubiquitin-protein ligase MIB2-like
Exons: 4
Coding region: 70-639 (189 amino acids)
Biological process (GO): protein ubiquitination
Cellular component (GO): cytoplasm
Molecular function (GO): ubiquitin-protein transferase activity; protein binding
Source: RefSeq, a predicted model, not a curated record